AUGUCGUCGUCUGCUGAGAACACUGCGCCUGCUGGCCCGACUGGGGCCAAGGAUGCUGUCUUCGUCAAAUCAGUUUUGCCCGAUGAGGCCCAGAAAGUUGAGGAGCUCGAUUUCAAUGCAUUCAAAGGAAGACAAAUAACGGUUGACGACCUUCUGGAAGGCAUGAAACACAUGGGCUUCCAAGCCUCGUCGAUCGGCGAAGCUGUACGGAUCAUCAAUGAUAUGCGCAAAUGGCGAGAUCCAGAGACAGGAGACAAGACAACCAUUUUUUUCGGCUACACGUCAAACAUGAUCUCGUCCGGCCUGCGGGGAACAUUCCGAUAUCUUUUGCAGCACAAGCACGUCGAUUGUGUUGUGACGACGGCUGGCGGUAUCGAGGAAGACUUCAUCAAAUGCUUGGGCGAUACUUACAUGUCCUCAUUUAGUGCUUCAGGGGCAGAGUUGAGAAAGAAUGGUCUGAACCGCAUUGGCAACCUUAUGGUUCCGAACGGGAACUACUGCAAGUUCGAGGACUGGGUCGUGCCAAUCUUGGACAAGAUGCUCGAAGAGCAAGAGGCGAGCAAGGGCACGGCCGAAGAAAUAAACUGGACGCCAUCGAAGGUUAUUCACCGCCUGGGCAAGGAAAUCAACGAUGACCGGUCAGUCUACUACUGGGCCUACAGGAACAAUAUUCCCGUGUUCUGCCCAGCCUUGACAGAUGGCAGCCUUGGCGAUAUGCUUUACUUUCAUACGUACAAGGCAGCGCCACUACACCUAAAAAUUGAUCUAGUGGAGGAUAUUCGGCGGAUCAACAACAUAUCUGUAUUUGCGAAGAGAACAGGCAUGAUUAUUCUCGGCGGUGGUGUCGUCAAGCAUCAUAUCGCGAAUGCCAACUUGAUGCGCAAUGGCGCAGAAUCAGCGGUCUAUAUCAACACAGCACAAGAGUUUGAUGGCAGUGAUGCAGGUGCCAGACCAGACGAAGCAGUCUCGUGGGGAAAGAUUAAAGUUGGUGCGGACCACGUCAAGGUCUACUGCGAAGCUUCUGCGUGCUUCCCGCUUAUCGUAGCUAGCACUUUUGCGAAGGAGGAUGCAACAGAAUGA
Pseudomassariella vexata is the source of this 1080-nucleotide messenger RNA. RefSeq names its product Deoxyhypusine synthase. Bases 1 to 1080 code for a protein of 359 amino acids. Lineage: Eukaryota; Fungi; Ascomycota; Sordariomycetes; Amphisphaeriales; Pseudomassariaceae. Gene Ontology annotation, cellular component: cytoplasm. The transcript is spliced from 2 exons. Gene Ontology annotation, molecular function: deoxyhypusine synthase activity. The record is from RefSeq and is a predicted model, not a curated record. Gene Ontology annotation, biological process: peptidyl-hypusine biosynthetic process.